Messenger RNA from Rhea pennata, 1985 nucleotides. RefSeq names its product arginyl-tRNA synthetase 2, mitochondrial (gene RARS2). Lineage: Eukaryota; Metazoa; Chordata; Aves; Rheiformes; Rheidae. Gene Ontology annotation, biological process: arginyl-tRNA aminoacylation; mitochondrial translation. The transcript is spliced from 19 exons. The coding region runs from base 405 to 1940 and encodes 511 amino acids. Gene Ontology annotation, cellular component: cytoplasm; mitochondrion. The record is from RefSeq and is a predicted model, not a curated record. Gene Ontology annotation, molecular function: ATP binding; arginine-tRNA ligase activity.
GUGAGAUGGAGAGCCUGCGUAGGUAGAAAAAGGCAUUUAAGGGAAUAAUCGAGUUCCUCAAAGGAAAAAAAAGAAACUAUGUAUGGUGCUUGGUCUAAUCUUCUCUAGGACACCUUUACUAUUUGAUGGGUUUGUGUCCCAUACUUUAAAGCAGUGGGCUUGAAAUAGUUAAUAAGUAUUCCUGUUUUUUCUUUAUCUGGGUGGAAAUUCACUUCAAACUAUAACUAUGUAAAACUACAUAUGUGACUAUAUACCACUUUGUUCUUUGUUUCAAAUUUAGCUUUCAAAAAUUUUGGAUCUACCACCAGAAAAUUUAAUAAAGUCUAUAUCUGCAGUUCCCGUCUCCAAAAAACGAAGACCGUUCUAGUGAUCACUCAGCACAAGCUCUUCAGCUUCGAGCACAGAUGUUAGCGGAGAAGCUAAAACGUGAUGCUGUCGUGAGUGAAAUCAGCACUGGCCCAGGAACAGUAAACUUCACAAUAAACAGGGAAUUAUUAGCAAAGACUGUGUUGCAACAGGUGUUGAAAGAUGGCUCAGAAUAUGAAAUAAAAAGUGAACUCUUCUCUACAGUGCCUAGACAAAAGGCAGUGAUUGAGUUCAGCUCCCCUAAUAUUGCCAAAAAGUUUCACAUAGGACACUUGCGUUCCACAAUAAUAGGAAAUUUUAUAGCAAAUCUCAAAGUUGCGUUGGGACAUCAAGUAACGAGAAUAAAUUACCUUGGUGACUGGGGCAUGCAGUUUGGCUUACUGGGUGUUGGUUUCCAACAGUUUGGCGACAAAGAAAAGCUAAAAUCGAGUCCUUUACAACACCUUUUUGAGGUGUAUGUACAGAUUAAUAAAGCAGCAGAAGAUGAAAACACUAGAAAGCUGGCUAGCGAUUUCUUUAGAAAACUGGAAGAACAUGAUGAGGAGACAUUGUCACUUUGGAAACAAUUUAGAAGCUUCAGUAUUGAAGAAUACAUCCGGAUUUAUAAGCGAUUAGGAGUACACUUUGAUGAAUAUUCUGGUGAAUCAUUUUACCAAGAGAAGUCCCAGGAAGUUCUGAAGAUGUUGGAGGAAAAGGGACUCCUUCAGAAAACAAUGAAAGGCACAGGAAUUGUUGAUCUCUCAGAAAAGAGAGACCUCUCAUCAUUUUCCACUGUCAUGCGUAGUGAUGGGACAUCUCUGUAUAUAACAAGAGAUCUUGCCGCUGCUAUAGAUCGAAUGAAUAAACAUAACUGUGAUAGUAUGAUAUAUGUGACAGAUAAAAGUCAAAGUAAUCACUUUCAACAUUUGUUCCAAAUACUGAAGCUAAUGGGUUAUGACUGGGCAGAAAGGUGUCAGCAUGUGUCUUUUGGGUUAGUUCAAGGAAUGAAGACUCGGAGAGGAGAAGUUAUCUUCCUGGAAGAUGUUUUAGAUGAAGCUCGCUCAAGGAUGUUACAAAACAUGGCCUCUGCAAAAACAACCAAAGAGAUAGAAAACCCUGCAGACACAGCAGAGAAGAUCGGUCUUGCAGCACUAAUAAUUCAGGACUUCCAGGGCCUUCUGUCAUCUGAUUAUCAGUUUAGCUGGGAUCGAGCUCUUCAAAGUCGGGGAGAUACAGGAGUGUUCCUGCAGUACACACAUGCCAGGCUCCACAGUUUAGAGCAGAUGCAUGGGAAUGCAGAGUUGACUGCUGUUAAUGUAGCGUGCUUGCAAGAACCAGAAGCCAUCUCAGUUCUUCAGCAUCUUCUCAGGUACGAUGAGGUCCUGUAUAGAUCUUCUCAGGAUCUGCAACCUAAGCACAUUGUCAGCUACCUCCUCACACUUAGCCAUCUUGCAGCUGUGGCACAUAAAACCCUUCUUGUGAAAGGCAGCACCCCUGAACGGGCCCAGGCAAGGCUCUGCCUCUUUCAAGCUGCACGCCUGGUUCUAGCUAAUGGAAUGAAACUUCUCGGCAUUACACCUGUAACUCAAAUGUAAUAAAUCUGUAUGUGUUUACAUCGGUAAAGUCAAAUAUCUUAGUAA